AUGUCCUCCAUGCAAGCUCUACCUGUAGGUAUAUAUCGUAUCUCCGACGGCCGGGGUCGGUGGCUAUCCGAAUCCGGGGUUGGUCCCGGUACGGGCGCUGGCACUCAGCUAGUUCUGCUCACCGAGGAAGAAGGUACAGACGCAGGGUUCAAUGCACGUCCACUUACUCUGCCUGGUAUUUUGCAUGAUCUAAAGUUUUUUCGUGCAAACGCCAAGAGUGGUUUGUAUGCGUCCUUCGAGGGGGAUGCGACGGAAAACGCUCACCUCGGCUCCCAUUCGAUUCCGCGAUAUUAUGAUCUGGUAUCUAAUGGAGCACAAGGACUCAAAGUAGUGCUCAAGGGAACGAAGCUAAGUCUGAAUACUUCUCCUUGCAUAAUGUAUCCACCUAUGAAUAUGGACGGACCCCCUUCGCCUCCACUUUCUGCAAUUGGGGGCGGUGGUGUUCCCGAGCCCAGUGCGGUUGAGCCUCUGCCACUACUGAAACCAGCUGGGGUUUUCAAUCACGGACCGAGCCCGCUGUUUUCCAAGCUCACUGAUCUAUUCGAGGCGCUGAGAACAGAAAGAAGGCAAGAAAAGAGGAAAACCCUGUUGGUGAGGUGGUUUACGAAUUGGAGAGAAAAAGUCGGGACCGAUCUGCAUCCUGCGCUUCGCUUAAUUUUGCCCGAGAAAGAUAGGGAGCGCGCAGUGUAUGGUCUAAAAGAAUCUUCACUUGCCAAAUGCUUUCUAGCUUCCAUGGGUAUAGACCCAAAGUCUGCGGAUGGCAAGCGGGUGCUAAAUUGGAAGAAGCCUACCCCCGACAAUCCGACCGUCGGAGACUUUCCGACGACAUUAUACGAAGUCUUGGCUCCCCGCUGUCCCAAUACCCAUGGGACACUCACUGUCGACCGUCUAAACGAAUUAUUAGAUGAUCUUACCAAAUGUGCGAGAAAUAUUGAAAUGCAGAUGCGGGUAGUUCGCAAAAUUUGCGAUGCAUGUACUGCAGCGGAGCAAAGAUGGAUCGUUAGAAUUAUCCUCAAAGAUCUUACGAUCCAAGUUAGAGAAACCAGUGUGCUCGGUGCCUUCCAUCCAGAUGCAAGGGAUUUAUUCAACACCUGCAGUGAUCUUAAACGUGUUGCAUGGGAGCUUUGGAACCCUUCGAGGUCCUUGCAAGACGACGAGCGCGAUGUUACCCUCUGGACCCCCUUUCAACCAAUGCUUUGCAAACGUAGUAAGACCCUUGCUGAAGCCGUAAAGCUGGUUCAAAGUCAUAUGGAGGACGGGAUGACCAAGGGCUCGAAGAACAAUUUCGUUAUAGAAGAAAAACUUGAUGGGGAACGCAUGCAAUUACACAAGCGCGGUAAUGCUUACUUUUACUCCUCUCGUAAAGGAACCGACUACACCUACCUUUACGGAGCCCACGUAGGCACGGGCAGCCUGACGCCUUAUAUCCAUGCAGCCUUUGAUGACCGGAUCGAAGACUGUAUAUUGGAUGGAGAGAUGAUGGUAUGGGAUCCGAUGCUGGACAAGUAUCUUGCUUUUGGGACACUCAAGACAGCUGCUACCGAUAUCCUAGGAAAGAUAGAUACCUGGGAUAAUGAGAGUCCUAGACCUUGCUUUAAAGUUUUUGAUAUUCUACUUUUGCGAAAUCCUUCACGUCCUGCACCCAAAAACUUUUCCAAUACACCCUUGUCGGUACGGAGGAAAGUACUCGCGCAGGUGUUUAAACCUAUCCAAGGACGACUAGAGCUGGCAGCGCAAUCGUUUGGUAGUAACGCGAAAGACGUAGAGAGUGCACUGGAAAAAAUUGUGGAAGAGCGGGGAGAGGGGUUAGUUUUGAAGGCGCCGGAGUCACCCUACGUACUCGCUGGAAGAGAGGCGUUUUGGGUCAAGGUAAAACCUGAGUAUAUGGACUCCAUGUCCGACUCGGUUGAUCUCCUCGUUGUUGCAGGGAAAUGGGGAUCAGGUAGCCGCGGAGGGAAAGUAUCGUCACUUGUCUGUGCAGUACGGGACGACUAUUCCAGAUCAGGAGUAAGCGAAACUGGAAUGAACGUAUAUGCGACCUUUGUGCGCGUCGGUACGGGGCUGACCGUCGAAGACUAUGACUGGGUCAACAAAAAGAAAUGGAUUCGCAUGGACAAGAAAUCACCGCCCCCUCAUAUGAAGGUUUCGCCCUCUGUUUCGAGUGACGAUAAAGGCGAUGUUUAUUUGGAUCCCGAAGAUUGGUUCAUUAUAAGCAUCAAGGGUGCAUCAAUCACUACAACCGACGAAUUUGGGACUAAUCUCACUAUGCGGUUCCCUAGAUGUAAGGCAAUACGGCGAGACCUAUCUGUGGAUGACUGUCUGACUUGGAGCGGGUUGAGAGAGUUGCAUGGCGGAAAACGCAAAGAUAGUGAUGACAGACAAGAAGGCCCGAAGAGACGUAAAAUUGGUGGUAGAAAACCUACUACACUUUCCUUGUCACACCAAGCGACUGACGUCAAGGAGAUUGAAAUUACAUCCGAUUUAUUUGAAGAUAUGCGGUUUUUAGUUGUCCCUGACCUUACUGGCAACAGUAUUGUCUCAAAGGCCGUAAUCGAGAAACUUAUAUACCAACAUGGAGGAGACUUCACGCAAGUGAUGCAGGGCGACAGUACAUUGACUGUAAUUUAUGGCGGAACAAAACUAAUCCCUCAAGUAAAGCGUAUUAUGAAACGGAAUGACAUGGAUAUCCUGAAACCCCAGUGGCUUACAGACUCGAUUGAAAAAGGGCGUCUCGUCCCACUCCAAGCAAAAUAUUACUUCUACGCUACCAAGGAAGCGCAGGAAGAUGGGGCAUACAAAAUGAAUAAUGAAGAGGUAGAAGUUAUGUCAUCUCUGAGAAGUGCAAAGAUCAGUUCGGCACAAUCACCGCCAGAUCUGGACCACACACUCUCGUCGUCCCCGGAGCCAGAAGAAAUUUCCGAGUAUCUGAAACCUAUUCCUUUGGACGAAAAUAUUACGAAGAUACCGGAUGAUCCCAGUGCCAGCGACACACAGUCAGAACCCGAAGAUCUGGCUGAUCAACUGAGCGAUGAAGAGUGGACUGAAAUAGCUGCUACUCACACUGGUGAUAAUCAUAAUAAGAUCGACUCCAUGGAGUCUGGCAUAGAAAUGUUUAAGGAAGGGAGUACAGAGCAAAAGCCUGUGGCUGUGAAGGCACAGGCACUGAUUAAUUCCGGAGAAGAUAUCGAGUCUAACACUGUUAUCUCGGCUAUGAGAAGCGAAAUUAGCUCCACUACCAGCAAGCUCGAUCAAAAUCUGUUUUUCAGAAAUCUAUGCUUUUAUCUGGACUCUCCUGACAAUGCACGAGAUGAAGACUUUCUCGUCUCUAACACUCAUGAAAGCAAGAUCAGAUUGAGUAUGGAUCGCGCCCGUAAAGAUAUCCUCGUCCACGGCGGAGCACUUGCUCUAGGGCUUUCUGACCCUCGAUUGACCCAUAUUGUGCUUCACGAACUUGACAAAUCACGUCGCAUAGAGUUAAUUCGUAGGACUUCCAAACCAAAGCGUCGAUACGUGGUCCUUACCAGUUUUAUUAGCGCCUGUGUCUCGGAGGGAACGCUGCUGGACGAAGACGCGUUUAUGCCAUAA
This is a messenger RNA of Rhizoctonia solani, 3585 nucleotides long. Its product is annotated as ATP-dependent DNA ligase. Gene Ontology annotation, cellular component: DNA ligase IV complex. NCBI's taxonomy places the organism in Eukaryota, Fungi, Basidiomycota, Agaricomycetes, Cantharellales, Ceratobasidiaceae. The record is from RefSeq and is a predicted model, not a curated record. Gene Ontology annotation, biological process: DNA recombination; DNA biosynthetic process; nucleotide-excision repair, DNA gap filling. The transcript is spliced from 31 exons. Bases 1 to 3585 code for a protein of 1194 amino acids. Gene Ontology annotation, molecular function: DNA ligase (ATP) activity; ATP binding; DNA binding.